AUGGGACAACUUCCUCCUGUCAGAAUACAAUCUGAUUUUCCAUUCUAUAACUCUGGCAUAGAUUAUGCUGGACCGUUUUCAUUACUUGUUGGUUCCAAGAAAUCACGCACAUAUUCGAAAGCUUAUUUAGCUAUCUUCGUCUGCAUGGUCACGAAAGCAGUACAUGUAGAAGUCGUCUCAGAGUUGACAACGAAAGCCUUUAUUGCGGCACUCAUUCGCUUCUCAUCACGUCGUGGUAUUCCACACUCCAUAUUUUUGGACAAUGCAACCACGUUUGUAGGUGCAAACAAUGAACUACAAGAUCUACAUCAGUUUUUUGAGUCAUCUAAAACUCAACAAGAUAUUCAUAACUACACGUCGGUUCUCAAUAUCAAGUGGCACUUCAUUCCACCUCGCGCCCCAUCUUUUGGAGGUCUAUGGGAGAAUGCUGUCAAGAAUUUCAAGAAAAUUUUCAAAGUCGUCACAUUCAAUCAUGUUCUUAAUUUUGAAGAUAUGACUACAUUCGCAGCUCAAAUUGAAGCUAUCCUUAACUCUCGUCCACUCGUACCUCUUACAGAGGACCCUCAAGAUCUUCAGUAUCUCUCGCCAGGUCACUUCUUAGUUGGUCGCCCAUUGACUGCGUUGCCUUUCCAUUGCCCACCCACCACCCAUGUCGAUAACAGGUGUCGUUGGAAACUUCUUCAAAAAAUCACUCGAGAACUUUGGGACAGAUGGUCUAAGGAGUACUUAGUCACACUUCAACGCAAGCACAAAUGGCUUACUGAAUCGGACAAUCUCACAGUUGACACCAUGGUUCUUCUGAAAGAUCUCAAUUCUGCUCCUUCCACAUGGAAGUUAGCUCGCAUCAUUGAAACCCAUCCAGGUGCAGAUGGAAAAGUUCGUGUUGUUACAGUGCAGACUGCGCAUGGUAGGUUCAAGAGAGCCAUCUCUAGUCUCGCUCCGCUUCCAGCAUUUGAAGAUGAUUAA
Messenger RNA from Nilaparvata lugens (brown planthopper), 966 nucleotides. RefSeq lists its product as uncharacterized. Bases 1 to 966 code for a protein of 321 amino acids. Gene Ontology annotation, biological process: DNA integration. The transcript has a single exon. Gene Ontology annotation, molecular function: nucleic acid binding. Lineage: Eukaryota; Metazoa; Arthropoda; Insecta; Hemiptera; Delphacidae. The record is from RefSeq and is a predicted model, not a curated record.